CGCGGCAACCAGCGUGACCGCGAUCGUGAGCGCGCGGCGGCGCGGAAGCCCAACGGCAAGGGGCCCCAGGACGGGCUCACCCCGGAGCAGCGCCGUGAGAGGGACAAGAAAGCGCUGGAGGAGAAGGCGGCGAAGAAGGCGCAGCAGGCAGCGGCCGGCGGCACCGGGACCUCCACGGACAACAAGAAUAAGGCAGGUGGCAAGAAGUAGGCCGCAGCGGCGAGCGGCGCCACCUCUGUACGAUUAUCGAUCCAUGCCUUUAGCUUGUAACCUGUUCGCAUCCUCGUAGAUGCGAUGCUUGUUGGGUCAUAAACUCGUUUUCUGUUACUCUGAUAUCAAAAUUUGGUGAUGAGAAUAAUACGUGGUGUUCUGGUUUUGUGGGUUAUUAUUUUCUUCUCUUUCUAUCGUUUUCUGUUCUGUUCCUUGAGUGGCCAGCCAGUCGAUGGAUGGGAAUCCUCUAGUUUAGAGAGUUUAGAGGAUGAACUAGGGUGUGAAGGAGCUUUUGCUUGCUAUUGUGAACAACUGGGAUAUGAUAGCUUUUGAAAUUGGAAAUUAGAUU
Zea mays is the source of this 559-nucleotide messenger RNA. RefSeq lists its product as uncharacterized. The transcript is spliced from 2 exons. NCBI's taxonomy places the organism in Eukaryota, Viridiplantae, Streptophyta, Magnoliopsida, Poales, Poaceae. The record is from RefSeq and is marked provisional. The coding region runs from base 349 to 543 and encodes 64 amino acids.